Messenger RNA from Cottoperca gobio, 810 nucleotides. RefSeq names its product claudin-4-like. Gene Ontology annotation, molecular function: structural molecule activity. Gene Ontology annotation, cellular component: bicellular tight junction; membrane. Lineage: Eukaryota; Metazoa; Chordata; Actinopteri; Perciformes; Bovichtidae. The transcript is spliced from 3 exons. The record is from RefSeq and is a predicted model, not a curated record. The coding region runs from base 1 to 810 and encodes 269 amino acids.
AUGGGAGGGCAGGGCAUGCAGAUUGGGGGUCUUGCACUGGUCCUGAUGGGUAUUUUAGGAGUGUGUACGACAUGUGGACUACCAAUGUGGCGUGAGACGUCUUUUGUGGGAGCAAAUAUUGUCACGGCACAAUCGGUGUGGGAUGGUCUGUGGUUACACUGUGUCCUUCAGGCCACAGGUCAGAUGCAGUGCAAGAGACAGACAAAAUCCAUCACUUUGACCGUUGAUAUUCAGGCUGGACGUGCCCUCACAUUGAUCUCCAUCCUCGCCGGCCUCCUGGGCUUCAUUGUUACCCUCGGAGGAGGAGGCGUAGUCAACUGUAGUGGCGCUCCACCUGAUCCCUUAGAGACUCCGACCGCCUCUUCCUCCAGAAAGAAGGUGCGUCUGCUGGGUGGAGUUCUGUGUGUCCUAGCCGGCAUCCUGUGCCUGAUUUCAGUCAGCUGGUCAGCAGCAGCAACCAUCUUAAUCUUCAAUGACCCUUUAGCAAUUGCAGCCCUGAAGAGAGAGGUGGGCUCCUCCAUCUACAUAGGCUGGGCCUCCUCUGUGCUGCUCCUGCUCGGCGGUGCUCUGAUCUGCUUCGUCUGUGGGGAGAAGGAGAGAACCCCACCUUCCUACUACUCCUACAUGCCGUACAGCACCAACACUCAAUACAGCGACUCUGCAUCCCGCAUGGCCACUCUGAGGUCUGAUGUUAUUGGACCAAACACCUCGAGGAUGUUGGACCGUCGUACGCCAAGUAGGAUGGUCGAGCAAGUAGCCCAAGUGCAUGAGUAUACCUCCCCGAAUAAAGGUCUUAUUUAUGGAAAUUAA